Messenger RNA from Pseudophryne corroboree (corroboree frog), 1557 nucleotides. RefSeq names its product zona pellucida sperm-binding protein 3-like. Lineage: Eukaryota; Metazoa; Chordata; Amphibia; Anura; Myobatrachidae. The record is from RefSeq and is a predicted model, not a curated record. Bases 32 to 1540 code for a protein of 502 amino acids. The transcript is spliced from 8 exons.
CUAGCCUUGUACAGUUUGUCCUGCAGGCAGAAUGGGGAUGUGUGUGAGGUGGAGUUGGCUGCUGCUGGUGGUUCUGGUUUAUGGCUCAGGAUUGGUCAGUGCUGGGGAGCGUGUCUUGUUUAGGCGCCAGUCAGGUGAUUGGUGGAGGCAUCACCAGCACUCUGUGAGGGGCUCUCCUAGAGUGUCUCAUGUGGGGGCUGCUCAGCCAGUGUCUGGCCUGGGGUCUUCCAGACGGAUUGCUCAGCCAGUGUCUGGCCUGGGGUCUUCCAGAUGGGGUGCCCAGCCAGUGUCUGGCUGGGGGUCCCCUGUUAGGAAUGACGGGAGAGCUGCUCAGUCUAGACAGCUGGCACCAACCCAGAGCUCUCCUAUCAGUGUGCACUGUGGUGAGGACAUGAUGGUGGUGACUGUGACGAGAGACCUGUAUGGCAAUGGGAAGCUGGUGAAGGCCUCAGACCUAAGCCUUGGACCCCAGUCCUGCAGUCCUGGCACCCAGAGCAGUGAUACCAGUGUGGUCUUUGAGAUUGGCCUCCAGCAGUGUGGGAACGCAGUACAGAUGACCCCAGACUCGCUGAUCUACACAACCAGUCUGUCGUACAACCCAAAGCCCUCCAGCAGUGUCCCCAUUACCAGGUCCAACCCUGCCGUGGUCCCCAUCCAGUGCUUCUACCCCCGACAUGGUAACGUGAGCAGCAAUGCCAUCAAGCCAACAUGGGUUCCAUACAGUACAACUGUGUCCUCAGAAGAGAGGCUGUCCUUCUCCUUGCAGCUGAUGGCUGAUGACUGGAGCGCUCCCAGACCUUCCUCUGUGUUUGAGCUGGGGGACAUGUUCUACAUAGAGGCCUCUGUGGACACCCAGAACCAUGUCCCUAUGAUGCUAUUUGUGGAUAGAUGUGUGGCCACUCUGUCUCCUGAUGUCCAGUCCAACCCUAAUUAUGCUAUCAUUGCCUACAAUGGGUGCCUGGUGGAUGGUCAGCAAGAAGACUCCUCUUCCGCCUUCAUAUCCCCAAGGCCUGAGCCAGACAAGCUCCAGUUUGUGGUUGAUGCUUUCAGGUUCACUGGGAUAGAUGUCUCUCUGAUCUAUAUCACCUGUAACCUGAGAGCUGCUGCAGUCUCCCAGACCCUGGAUCCAUUGAACAAAGCCUGUUCCUACAGCAAAGCCUCUAGCAGGUGGCUGGCUGUGGAGGGCUCCAAUAGCAUCUGCCAAUGUUGUGACACUGGGAACUGUGCUGCCUCUGCUGGUCAAAGCCGGAGACUGGGUGCUGUGCAUGGGAGACCAAGAGGAAUGGGGAAGAGAGAAGUUGGUGCUCGCUCAGAGGAACAUGGACUGGUCACACUCGGGCCUCUUCUGGUGACCGGCACAAACGCUAAUCCAGCUCCUGGCACUGCCCUUAGUCAGGCUUCCAGAAUGACGGUGGAGUCCACGCCUCUAGAACUUUGGGUGCUGGUGGCCGUUGUAUGUGUCAGUCUGGCUGUUGGUCUGGUAUUGGUUGUGAAAUGUGUUGUAAGGAGAUUCUCUCACAAAGCAGCUGCACAGAAAUAAAAAGCUUCAGAAAACCA